This is a messenger RNA of Peniophora sp. CBMAI 1063, 486 nucleotides long. The record is from the annotation of a GenBank genome assembly. NCBI's taxonomy places the organism in Eukaryota, Fungi, Basidiomycota, Agaricomycetes, Russulales, Peniophoraceae.
AUGUUCUCCUUCAGUCUCAUCUCCACCGCUGUCGUCGUUCUUUCCGCUCUUGCGGGCGUUCAGGCCGAGUCGCAUACCAUCACCUUCACCAACAAGUGCGGUCGUGGCAACCCUGUCUUGCGUAGCCAAAGCGGCGCGACCCUCUCGACUGGCGGCGCAUACACUAUCAACGGCCCGCUCAUCGGUGCCAUCGCCUACCUCCAGACUGGCUCGUGCGGUGCCAAUGGAGAGGGCUGCACGCUUGUUGAGACGACGCUCAGGAACCCCCCGUCGCCGGGCGCAGGGUCCAGCACGGACCUGUCGUUGAUCGCGCCGCACGCGUUCAGCGUCACCACAGGCUUCGGGUACUACAACGGCUGCGACGGCGCUGGUGCGGACUGCACGAACGCGAAUUGCCCCACCGCGUUCCACGUCUCCACUGACAACCAGGUGCAGGUGGCUUGCCAGACCAACAACGUCAACCUCGCCAUCACCUUCUGCGACUAA